Messenger RNA from Vitrella brassicaformis, 2217 nucleotides. Lineage: Eukaryota; Vitrellaceae. The record is from the annotation of a GenBank genome assembly.
CGCUCGUUCAUCCGAAAAGGAGGAGAAACAGCCGAGAAAUCACCAACUCAAUCAUGGGGGGUAAGUAUGACAUGAGGAGAGGGGGUGUACACACAAAUUUAAUGCAGCACAUGGUGGAUGCGGUCCAUCGGCAUUUCUGAUGUAGCUGACGGUGUCGGCGGCCGCUGAGGUGCCGUCAGCUCCAGGCUCCCCUGCGUCCAUCUUCGCAUCCGGCGAAGCACACGCACAGAAAAGGGCAUGAUUGUCACGUCACGCUUUCAUUUCCUUCCCACUUCUUUGCCUGUGUUUGGCUCACCUUGUCGUUGUCGUUUUCUGGUUGCAUGUGCCCGAGCUCUGGAUCAAAACACGUCGGCGAUCGUUUAACGCACUGCCCUAUCAUACUGCGACACACGUCUCAAGCGAAAUUGUCGUGUCUGCACGAAGAAUCCAGGAGUGGGACAGGGCGGCUGCGGUGGAAUAGGAAUUCCUACCAUCAAUUUGAGCUCGCACCCCUGCCGCCUGCUGUCAGCCUCAUCCUCAGCAACGAUGUUUGUUCGCGGCUCAGGCUUGUCGGUCACUAGAGGACGGCUCCCGUUUUCCGCAGCUUUGGUCCCACGGCAGGGUAAGAGCCACUGCGAUGGAUCCGACGAGAUGAGAUGAAUCCAUCUGAUCUUCUGGUCCUGCUCUCAGGCCCUGCUGCUUGUGCUUGAGGCACGUGAGUCGGUUCAUCUCUCGCCUAAGGAGGGAACGCCGAUUGUCAAGAGUCGGCCGCAAGAUCUCGCCUCGCAAGGAGCAGAUGUCGUUGAAGGGACGCUCGGCCAUCGUCACUGGAGCCUCAGAAGGCAUCGGCUAUGCUUGUGCCGAGAGUUUCGUCGGCGAGGGAGUCACGUGGCUGCUUCUGAUUGCACGCGAUGAGUGAGUACGCCAGGCACCGGAACGAAGCAGGCAGCGCAUGGCAUGUCGACAAACUGUGUUCUGCCUUGUCGAUCUUUUUGCAGGGGGAAGCUUGAGAGGGCGCGUGACGCGCUGAGGAGCCUGCCGGGUGGUGCUGAAUGUGAGAUGAAGAUGCUCUCAUGUGACCUUGCAGAUCCAUCCGGACCAGGUGUGGUGUGCUGCAAACGGACUCCUGCACACAUGGACCUGCGCUGGUUGGUCAGACCGAAUCAUCGAGGCGCUGGAAAGCGAUGGUGUGGACUCUGUUGACAUCCUGGUCAACAACGCGGGCACGGCCGUCUUCCAGCCCAUCGACGCCGUCACGGCGGACAGCUACAACACCCAGAUGCAGCUCAACGUGACGUCGCCCUACUUCCUCACUCAGAAGCUGUUGCCACGGCUGCAGCGGUCCGCCCAUGCCUCUGUGGUCAACAUCUCCUCGUAUCACGCCAGAAAGGGGGCUGGGGUGUGUGCGACGGUGUACCAGAUGUGCAAGCCGCAGUGGAGCGAAUGACGACAUCAUGGGCACUUGAACUCGGGAAGAGAGGCAUCCGCAUCAAGUGAGCGACGGAGAGGACAGCAGGAGAGCUCCUGAUUGCCUCCAAUCACUCGUUGUGUGUGAUUGUUGGUUGUCUGGGUAUUGGUGUGGGUGGCCUCCCUCGUUGCUUUCAUUCAGCUGUGUUGCGCCGGGUACGGUGGAUACGCCGCUUGUGCAGCGGAACCUGGGGGCCUUGCCGGCCGAGAGACGAGAGGCCUUUGAGCAAAACAUCAAGAACGUCUACCCGCUCGCACGAAUGGGGGUGGGUCACUGAGGAGAGACGGAGAGAGCAGAUGAGAUAGAUGAGACGCCACACAGACAGGUGCAUGGAAUGCGGUCAUUUGCGGGGCGCUUGUGUGUGAUGUGACGUGGCUAUGUUAUGUGUGGGUGUCAACCAACAGGUGCCGUCAGAAGUGGCGAGUGUGGUUACGUUUCUGUGCGGCCCGGGCGCCUCGUGGACGACUGGCGCUAUCAUCGCCUGUGAUGGGGGAUACACGGCCGUGUGAGGCGAGUGGAUAGAUAGGUGGUGUGCGCGGCAUGAAGGCAAUUGCGGUCUUUUUGCCACAGAAGGGCAUGGUUCAGUUUAGUGGGGCCUGGUCUAGGUCGUUGGCAGGGAGGAUCGGUCUGUUACAGGUCGAUUGCCUCUUGUGACAGACAGACAAGAGAUCUCUCUUCUCCUCCUUGACCUUCUUCUUAGCUCGACGACCUUUUCAUAUUUUGGACUAAGGUAGAUAGACACGUUGAACCAACCGCAUCAAGCAAGCAAC